AUGGCUACUGCCGAAGGUCCUGCCAGGGUGCACGACCGAAAUGCACGUCGCCACCCAUUCUCAAGUUGGAUGAAACGCCUAGCGAACCUCAAGAGCUCUUCCGACUCCACCACAAAUCGAUGGCACAACAAGCGCCAUGCGGGUACUAAGGGCAAAAAGGGCGAGCAAGCCAACAACCCCUAUCCACUCUCUGGAACCGUCGACCGUGUCACAGGGACUCAGACAUCAACCGAUUCAUACACCGAUGAGCGUUAUGGCUCAGAGUCUCGCUCCAGGAGCGACCCAUCUUUUUAUUCGGGCUACGAUAACCCGGCUCCUCAAACAGGUGCAAAAUCCACCGCGCCGACCAUAUCCACCACCGGCGACGCAGCAUUCUCCGACGCCGCGUAUUCCAAGGCAGGUACAUUGGCAACUGGCACUGAAGGCCUAAGUACCCAUGGAGGAGGAGAGGGUAGCACCUUCUCAUCACCCGCACCUUCGGUCCGAUCGUUAGCCACCACUCUCACCACUGUGCACUCUGCGGCACCCUCGACCCAGUUGUACAACACGCAAAACAGCCAUCAUGGACAUCACCAUGGCAGCUCAACACAGGGCGCCUCGAACCAGCAGGUUCAGUUUUCUCAUCAGUUCCCAUCGACCUCCUCAGCCGCCCCCGCUAGCGCAGUUCCCCCACACUUGGCUCCCCAGAACCAUGGAAUGACGUACAGCACUGCAACCGCAAACAAUGCAUUGACUGACAAUGCCUCUCUUCUUACCUUGGCAAGUUCGUCUAAGCGUCGUCGCCGUAAUUCCUUGGAUACCAAUGCCUCCGUACGCGCAUUGGCUCCAUCUUCCGUUUUCGGCGGUAGUCGUGAGAGCCUGCCGCUGAGUGUAUUGAGUGGAAACACGAACGAGGCAUCGAAUACUUCUGUGCUGAACGCCCCGGGAGUACUGAGUCGACCGAGUAUUGUUGGACUCGCUAGCGCCGAGCGCAUCAGUGUCUACUCUGCCUCCGGAGCAACUCCAUUAGCCGGCGCCAAUUCUGAGCGGACCAGCUUGUACGCUGCGAAGCAAACUGCCGGCGGUGAUGGGGCCAGCAUCCGCAGCGGUAUUCAGUCACAUAGCCGAAAUGACAGCACGUCCGCUAGCAUGGUUGGAGGUGUCACAAUUCCGUUGGCUCUAACCGGUCGUAUGAGUCGCAGAAGCUCGGGCUGGGGAGAAAUUACAGGAGAGGAAGAUGAAGUUGAAAAGUCAGUACAGAAUAACGAUGAUGGAACAGCGACGAGAGAUACAAAUGACUCUAUCAAGAAAUGA
Molecule: messenger RNA, 1293 nt
Organism: Penicillium bovifimosum
Lineage: Eukaryota; Fungi; Ascomycota; Eurotiomycetes; Eurotiales; Aspergillaceae
Exons: 2
Coding region: 1-1293 (430 amino acids)
Source: RefSeq, a predicted model, not a curated record